Canis lupus familiaris (dog) is the source of this 818-nucleotide messenger RNA. RefSeq lists its product as uncharacterized. The transcript has 3 exons. The coding region runs from base 1 to 696 and encodes 231 amino acids. NCBI's taxonomy places the organism in Eukaryota, Metazoa, Chordata, Mammalia, Carnivora, Canidae. The record is from RefSeq and is a predicted model, not a curated record.
AUGCCACGGAGGAGAGUGGGAGCUUCGGGGAGGUUUGGGGAGAAGGGAGCGGGAGGCCCAUUCAUUAUCUUGGAACACGGCAGCCGGGGGCUUCGGGCGGCACCGUGGGAUGGCUUGCCAUGCCAAGCUCAGGUGGAACCGGGCUCAGGGCUGGCAGCCAGGUGGUCUGGAGGCCCGCCAGGAGCAGGGCUGUCCAGAUUGGCCUGGGCCUGGCUGGCUUGUGCCAGUCCACCUGGUGCCAGCUUGGGCGGCCGCCGAGGGCACCCCUGCCUGGCUGGGCCUGGCCUGGAGGACCCUGGCCCGAGAGAGCCCAGGCUCCGCUUACCCACCGUCCUAGGCUGGCACCGCUGUGUCCUGUCUUGUCCUUUAGGAACAGCGGCCUUUGGAGGGCACCGCUGGGGCUUGCGGGCAGCAGGGGCAGCGUUCGGGGCUGGUCCCCUACAGCAGAGGCCACCUGCCGCAUGGCUCAGUUAUCAGCCUCCUGUGCCCACAGGCCCUGAGGCUCCCAUGCCAGCAGGGCAGAGAGGGCGACUGAGUCAAAUCCAGGCUGACCCCAGCCCACUUGUGUUCCCCAAACGCCUGCCUGACCGGAGGCUCGGGUACCCUACAGCCUUCUCAGGAAACAUCAGGGGACCUCACAUGGCCUUCAUCCACACAGUACCCCCCGUCCAGCCCUGCCAGAGGCAUGUGGCAUAGGGCAGAUUUUGCCCCCAGCCAGCUACGUGGCCUUGGACAAGCCGCGUCGUCUUUUGGAGCCAUAAUCCUGAGAAUCGUCAGGUGUCACUGCAGAGAGCGUACGUGACGGGCCCCAGAGUAGA